Chenopodium quinoa (quinoa) is the source of this 2968-nucleotide messenger RNA. RefSeq lists its product as uncharacterized. The coding region runs from base 930 to 2771 and encodes 613 amino acids. The record is from RefSeq and is a predicted model, not a curated record. NCBI's taxonomy places the organism in Eukaryota, Viridiplantae, Streptophyta, Magnoliopsida, Caryophyllales, Amaranthaceae. The transcript has 3 exons.
ACUGUUCGAACCUUUUUUCUCUUAUGCGGGAUGGUGGUGAAGGCGAUAUCUCUUGCCUCUGAUUGCUUCAUGAUAUUUGGCUUUUUCUCUUGUGAUUCUCUGUUUGCAAGCUUUGCAAGGUUGGGUUGCCCCGGCUCACUAGUUGGUUGUUCAAGCUCGUCGUCGACAAUUGUUUUGUUGGUCCUUUUAGUUUUUGUGUGUGUUUUUCUUUGUCAGGGCUUCUUGUCAAAAAAUAAAAAAAUAAAAAUAAAAAAAUAAAAAAAAAAAAUCUUAUUGCAUACAUUCAAUUAUAGAUCUGAAAUACAAAUACUAUAUAAAUCUUUGCCAAUUAAAGUAGAUAUGAUCACAAACCAAGCCCAACCUUGGGCAAAAACAUUGUGCCCAAACCCACUAGUUCAUGCUAGAUUUGGGUCGACUAAAAAUUAUAGCUUAGAAUAAAGUUUGGAUUGCCAUUGCCCAAAAUCCAAAAAACAUACAAAAAUAAAUAAAUAUAUAUCAGGCGCAAAUCAAGGCAAUUGUUAAGCUAGGUCCGACUGGGUUGAGCUAGGCUGCACAUGAUCAAGUUCGAGAUAACAGAUAAGGGCACUUGCUGACUUGAGGGUGAGAAUUCAUUUAUCUACUCCGUAUCCUCCUACUCUCAAGUAUCUACUCGUAUUUUGUAAAUACUACUCCUAAACCAUAAAACCAUGAGAUUUAAAGUCUAAUCAUGGAUCGAAUCUGAAGUUGAAUAUUUUGAACCCGCAAAUCUAAAUCUAAAUCCGAUACAAACCCGACCCGUUGUCAUCUUAUGAAAGCCCAUCAUAUAACAAUUCCAACACAAGCCCAACCCAAUUUAGCCCAAAUAAAAAAAGGUAACUUUUGACACCAUUUCACACUUCACUCUCUCUUUCUCAAUGGCACUGUGAUCCCAUCUUCCAUCUUCUUCUUCAAUGGCACCUCCCAAAAAACAAUACCUAACCCUUCUUCUCCUCUCUCUCUUCGCUCUCUUCAUCUUCUCUCACUACUUUCUAUCUCCUCCUCCUUCUCCUUCUCUCUCUACCCCAACAACCCACUUUCUGUCUCCUCAAAAACCCUCUUCUCCUUUCACCUUCACCAUCAAACUCUUAGCAUACAACCGUCUCUCCUCCCUUUCUCGCUGCCUCCACUCUCUCUCCUCUGCCCACUACUAUGGCGACACCGUUGACCUCCACAUCUUCAUUGACCACUUUCCCAAUUCAUCUUCCUCUGAUUUGGGCCGGAAUCUCGAAAAUUCCCAUGAAAUCUUGGGUUUUGUUGAUGGGUUUAAGUGGGUUUUUGGGAAGAAGUUGAUCCAUUAUAGGACUAUCAAUGUGGGCUUGCAGGCCCAGUGGUUGGAAGCUUGGUGGCCUUCUCAUGAUGAUGAGUUUGUGUUUGUUGUUGAAGAUGAUUUGGAGGUUUCCCCUCUUUAUUAUAAGUUAAUUAAGGGUUUAAUCUUGAAUUAUUACUAUAAUCACUCCAAUUUUAGCCCUUGGAUUUUUGGUGCUUCACUUCAGCGUCCAAGGUUUGUCCCAGGUAAGCAUGGGAACAAAAUAAAGUUGGACAGUGAAACCAGGUUCUUCCUUUACCCAUUGGUCGGAACCUGGGGUCAGCUUCUCUUUCCAAGACCCUGGAAGGAGUUCCGCCUUUGGUAUGAUGACCAUAAGGCCAAGGGCAUCAAGCCUGUUCUUGACGGAAUGGUGACAACAGGUUGGUACAAAAAAUUGGGAGAGAAGAUAUGGACCCCAUGGUUCAUUAAAUUCAUUCAUUCACGUGGCUACUUUAACAUCUACACGAAUUUUCUUCAUGAAAGGGCUCUCAGUGUCUCUCACAGAGAUCCUGGUGUUAACUAUGGGAAGACAGCCGGGCCAGAUUCACAACUUUUGGAUGAAAGUUCCCAUGAUAUCAAUCUUCUGGACAUGCAAUCUUUGAGCGAUCUACAUUGGUAUGAUUUCUGCUUCAGAAGAGUACUUCCUGGAAGAGUUGCAAAGAAACUCAGUGAAGUUAGCCACAUUCUUCACACCAUGGAGAAACAAAAACCUGUCUUAUUGGUCAGCUUGUUGAAAUCUUCACAGACAAUUGUUAAGAAUUUGAUAUGCCAUUUUGAGAGGCUUAAUAUUCAGAACUACAUUUUUAUGGUCCCAAACUCUGAAUCAGACUUGCUGCAUGAUCUGCCAAGAAGGGGGCAUCCUGUGAUUGUUACAGAAGAUGUAUUUGACAGCAUCACGAGAAGUAAGAAAUCUAGUUCUAUAUUGAUCAAGGAGACAAUGGUGAAAGCUUUUGUAAUCAAAAAAUGUUUGGAAUCUGGGUUUGAUAAUUGGGUUAUUGCUUCCAACAUGCUUCCACUCAUCAGUAACCCACAAUUCGAUUUCACUGACAGCAGCUUCUAUGUUGGUAAGGAUUCCAGACUCUUGGUUGUCAGGAGCUCAUCAUCUUCUCGGGAAGUUUGGGAUGAAAGAUUUGUGCAGAAAUUUGCUGCUACUGUGGAGACGCUGAUUAGUCAAGAUUCAUUACUAAAAGAGAAUGGGAAUUUUGUUGAUAUUUUAGAAAAGUUUGCAGAAAAUCAUGUCCUUAGAUUGAAGAGUGUUAAUGACGUAAACUACAGUUUUAAACUUGAAAGAGUCCAUGGAAAUCAAUCGCUACCAACAAAUACAAAGAUGAUAUCGUGGUCACCUGAAAUGGACAUAGAUUCAGUGCAUAAAUAUCUUGAAGAAUUGGGAUUGUGGAUCAUUGACAGUGAUUCUUCUUGCAAAGCUGUGGUCUGUCACCAAUCUUGACAUGAUCACAUACAACUUUUUCUUUCCUCCCUUUUUCUGGUCAAUUUUAAUCUCUUAGCAUAGUGUAGGCAUAUUGUUUUCUGUAUGUAAUAUUGUAAGGUGGUUACAUAUUCUUCUUGGUUACUCUGGUUGUAUACAGAAUGACAAAAUCAGCUUAGGCAGCCUCUGUCCCAAUGUCGGGCCAUAUAUUUUGUUGA